This is a messenger RNA of Microsporum canis CBS 113480, 1617 nucleotides long. Its product is annotated as feruloyl esterase B. The transcript has a single exon. The record is from RefSeq and is a predicted model, not a curated record. NCBI's taxonomy places the organism in Eukaryota, Fungi, Ascomycota, Eurotiomycetes, Onygenales, Arthrodermataceae. Bases 1 to 1617 code for a protein of 538 amino acids.
AUGCUUACCCUUCCCCUUUCGUUAAGUAUAUUCUCUCUCGCCGCAGGCUUUGGUUCUGCGGCGUCACUCCAGAGCCGUACAGACUCACGCUGUGCUUCUAUACCACCUCCUCAUGUUCCAGGGGCCGAAGUCCUGUCUGUAGUAGGCCGUGAACGAUUGAUUGAGGCCGCUCCAUUCCCGCCAUCACCAUUACAGCACAACAAGACAGUCAGCAUCUGCAGCGUCGAUGUCACCCUCACACAUAAAGGGGUUAAUGACAAAGUCCUGGUCUCGGUUUGGCUGCCUCUCCCUGAUAAGUGGAACGGGCGCUUCCAGGCCACGGGAGGAGGUGGAUGGGCUGCCGGGGAAUUUGAAGUCUUCCUAGGCCCAGCUGCCCUUGAAGGAUAUUCCUCUGCCUCGACUGAUGCCGGUGUCACACUUGAUCCUGGGUCCGCCGAUAAAUGGGCCCUCAAUAAGGAUGGCACGGUCAAUUAUGGCCUUUUGGAGAACUUUAGCAGUCGCUCAGUCCACGAUAUGGCCGUCGUUGGAAAAGCAGUGACAAAGAGCUAUUACGGGAAACCCGCCAACUAUUCUUACUUCUACGGUUGCUCCAAUGGCGGUCGACAGGGAAUGGUGGAGGCACAAAAAUACCCAGGUGAUUUUGAUGGUAUUCUAGCGGGGGCACCAGCCAUUUACUGGCCACAAUUACUGGUUGCAACCGAAUGGCCACAAGUCGUUAUGCAGAGUGAGAAGACCUUCCCAUCCCAAUGCGUCUUUGAGGCUUUCAGAAAAGCUGGUAUCGCUGCUUGUGACAAGCUAGACGGGGUAGAGGACGGGGUUGUCUCAAACCUUGACGACUGCGAAUUCAAUCCAUUCGCCCUGGUUGGAAAAAAGGUAGAAUGUGGUGGGAAAUCGGCCACCAUCACACUUGCUGAGGCGUGGGUCGCAAAGAAGAUCUAUGACGGGCCCAAGGCGACCUCAAAACAGGUUCUAUGGGAUGUACUGCCCGUAGGAGCCUUUUAUGACGGCCUUGCCAACAGCACCAUCGAAAACGGGGUCCCGAAAAUCGCCCCAUUUACAAUAGGUGCCUCCUGGAUCAGAUCUUUCUUGAAAAAGGACGUCAACUUCGACCUGUCCACCAUCACUUACGCCGACAUGCCCGAGCUUUUCCAACAAAGCAUCGACGAGUAUGGUGAGAUUGCCGGCGGAAGUGACCCUGAUCUCUCUGCCCUCAAGAAGAAUGGAGCCAAGCUCCUUACCUGGCACGGCCUGGAAGAUCAACUCAUCCACCCUAAGGUUUCGAUCAGGUAUCGCAAGGAAGUUGAACGUCGAAUGGGAGGCGCCGCCAAAGUUGAUGAAUUCUACCGCCUGUUUUUGGCUCCAGGAGUAAAUCACUGUGGCAUUCUUGGGCAUAACGACGGAGCGGUUCCCACUAGUACCCUUGAUGUAUUGGAGAGAUGGGUUGAGAAAGGCGAGGCUCCAGAGACGAUGCCUGCAACGGCUACCAACCUUGCUGGUGCCCCCAUCUUCACACGAAACCUUUGCCGUUAUCCCCUUGUCGCUCGCUACAAGGGCAAAGGCGACCAGAACUCGGCAGAAAGCUAUGAAUGUGCUAGGGAUUUCGGAUCUCACCACUAG